This is a messenger RNA of Aspergillus calidoustus, 885 nucleotides long. The record is from the annotation of a GenBank genome assembly. Lineage: Eukaryota; Fungi; Ascomycota; Eurotiomycetes; Eurotiales; Aspergillaceae.
AUGCUCCGAUCCCUCCUUUCAAUCACCGGCCUACAACGCGAAGAUUACAUUUUCCCCACAGUCGACCCUAAAGAAGAUGGCAUAGACUGCAAGAAGGAUUGCGCAAAUUGCACAAUAGAGUUCCCGGCAAAAGUUAAAAUCGAAACGUCGUUACCCUUCUACGGCCAUAUCAAACAGUUUCACACACAUGUCCUCGUUGCGACGGGGAAAUCAGACUGGAAGGAGAAGGUUGAGAACGAGCCUGGGAGCUUGAUGGAGGCGAUUCAUGAUUCGUCCGGGUCGAAGCAUGGACGCAUGAUGGUCUCAGCAUCAAAUCUCCGAUCACCACAGACUGAGGACGGCUCUACAGGGAAUGGGACAACCGUCCUUCUCCUCCCAUCGUUUACCUUCAUCGACUCCGUAAACACCAGCGACGUAACCGACCUCAUCACCAACUUCAUCGAUGCACCUCUCUCAAACCCCUCGGCAUCAAAGACUCUCACACCACCCGCAAACUCGAGUUUAAAACCACGGCCCUGCGAAUACGACUACGUCGUCCUCCUCUGCUCGCACAAGCGUCGCGACGCCCGCUGCGGCAUCACAGCACCUUUGAUAAAGCGCGAACUCGAGCGGCAUCUUCGGCCCAAGAGCCUGUAUCGCGACGCAGACGACGAGCGGCCCGGCGGCGUGGGCAUCUUCUUCGUCUCGCAUGUCGGCGGGCACAAGUUCUCAGCAAAUGUGCUGGUUUACCGCAAGAAGGAACAGCAGAUGAUUUGGCUGGCAAGGGUGAGGCCUGAGCAUUGUGAGGGGAUUGUUAAUUAUACGCUGCUCCAGGGGAAGGUGGUGCAUCCGGAGUCGCAGUUGAGGGGUGGGUUUGAUCGGGCGAGGGGGUUGACGAGUUGGUGA